Messenger RNA from Stylophora pistillata, 3977 nucleotides. Its product is annotated as collagen alpha-1(XII) chain. The record is from RefSeq and is a predicted model, not a curated record. NCBI's taxonomy places the organism in Eukaryota, Metazoa, Cnidaria, Anthozoa, Scleractinia, Pocilloporidae.
UGGAGCCUUUGUUUUAGGCCCUCUCAAGAAAGACUGAAAAGGUUUAAUGUUAUACAAAUUGAAGAAGACAAUGUCAUUAACCGUGCCAUUCCGAAGAUAAUACUUGCCAUUUCAAGUGCUUAUAAAACUACAUCAGCCAUGUUUUUGCAUGAAAAAGGGUCAUCUUGCCGAUCACUUGGUUACUUCCUGUUUACGAUUCAUUGGAUCGCCAUUUUGUCGUCAGGCUCCAAAGUCAAUGACACUCAGAAGGUGGCAAGUUUAAUGGGUCAACUUUUUGAUGAUAGCAAAGUGUGUAAAACCCCAACGAUGGAACUCGGCUUCUUAGUAUCAGGCGGCUACAAUGAACCAAUGGACAAGAGUGAAAAGACGUUCAGAAAAGCUUUACGCUUUGUGAGAAAUAUGGCACAAAAGGCUAAGGUUUCCGAUUCCGGAACACACAUUGGCCUCGUCGUGUAUGGCAAGAAUCCUUAUUUGGCGUUUGACUUCAACCAAUACUUUGACAUUGCGAAACUUUCGCAGGCCAUUGAAGAAGUGAAAACGCCCAUUGCUGGAAGCAACCUUGGACAGGCCCUUUCGUUUACCAAGGACCAGCUUUACAACAAAAGUGCACGUCCGGAUAUUCCAAAGACGUUAAUUGUUCUUUCAUCCAAAAGAUCGGAAGACACGAUCGGUACUGCUGUAAAGGAUCUGAAAGACGCUGGGGUGAAAAUCCUCACGGUGGCGAUUGGUAGCGAGAGCGAUCCAUUAGAAAUGAAUGACUUAGCUUCAGAUUUUCGGAAUACUUUGAUAUCAGACGAAAACCAUUUGGAUGCUUUGGAGACAAACAUAGCUCCAAAACUAUGUCGAGAUGUAAUUGAAGGAAGUGGCUCCCAAGUGCAAUCGGAAGAAGUGACACCAGAUGACUCAGACGCUGCAACACAGACAGAAGUGACUUUGGAUGACUCUGAAGCAGCGAUGAACCCAAGCGAAGAGCCAGGUGCUGAAAUCAUCGCUGUAACGCCAAAUGAGACUCCAAGUGAGGAAACCGAUACAGGAGCCACCUCGUACUCUCCAAAUGCUAUACCUUCACCGAAGCAGCCAAAGAUUGAGGAAAAUAAAGAAGGUCCACGGGCUAACAAGGUGGAUCUCGUGUUUCUUGUUCAGAGCUCUGGGAAGAUGGGUGUUCCUAACUGGAUUCGCACUGUUUUGUUUAUGAAAUAUGUGGUUGAUGCUUUUGACGUCUCAAAAACGGAAUCAAGGCUUGGACUUGUCGUGGAGGGAAGAACGUUUCACGUUGUUGUAGACUUCAACAGACUUACUAAAAAGACACUUUUACUUACUGCCAUUGGCCUUAUACCGCUUCCAUUUGGUGAUCAGAAAAUAGGCCAAGGUUUGACUGAUGUGAAAGAACUUGUCUUAAAUCCUAGUGGCCGACCUAACGUCCCUCACAUUUUGAUUGUGGUAACAGAUGGAAAGUCUUCAGAUGACGUAACACAACCUUUGAAGUCACUUGAGGAAAGUGGCGUGGAAAUAUUUGCUGUUGGGUUCGGAAACAAGAUUUCACUUGGUCAAUUGGCAAAAAUUGCCAGUUACCCGAGUUCAACACAUGUAUAUCAUGGUGACUUUAAGGAGGCUGUAAAACUUGCAAGCAAAGUAGUUGCUCAAAUUUACGAGAAGCAUUAUUGCGGUGGAUUGAACACCCUUUUAAAAAAGCUUUUACUCAGAAAAAGAAGGAGAGCAACAAAAAAGAAGAAAACUAAUGUGCAUGCUAUUCGCAAGCCCAUCACUAGCCAUGAUGCUACAGAUAAAAAAGAAGCACAAGCAGAAAGCACUCCAACCAAUGAUGACACCUUCGAGGACGCGAUGUUUGAUCCACCGUCAAAUCACUCAAGCAUCUUAGAUACACUGUUCGAGAGUGGCUCCAAAGAUAACAGAACGAUGGACCCGUUCAGAGAAACAUGUAAAAUGUACAAGACGGAACCGAAGUCAGUCUCUCAGAGUGGGGUGUCUCCAGAUGAGGAACAUGAUGAAACUGAAGAGUCAAGUACAAAUUACAACAACAGUGCAAAUAUGACAACAGAGAACACUCCAGGAUCUAAUAACAAACACUUUCCAGUAAAGGACCUUGCAAAUAAAAUUUGCUCCGCUAAAGCCGACAUUGGAAUCUUGAUAGAUGGCUCAUCAUCAGUAACGGAAGCUAAGUUCGAAAAGUUGUUGGACUUUACGAAGGGCCUGUCUAAAUCGUUCUCAGUGUCUAAGGAUCACACCCACAUUGCAGUUGCCACCGCGUCCAGAGGACCGCGAAUGAGUUUCGAUUUCGAGGGAUUCAAUGACAUUCCUAGCCUCGACACAGCAAUAUCCCGAAUAUCAUAUAAUGGUGGACCAUUUUUGUUAGGAUCAAGUUUAACCGGCAUAAAAACCAGCUGGUUUAAGAAUAGUGGUCGUAAAAGUAUCCCUCAACUCCUUCUCGUCCUGGCCACUACACCAUCAAUUGAUGACAUUGCUGUUCCGUCACGUGAGAUGCGAGACAGAGGUGUUCGAAUUGAGGCUGUGGGGAUUGGAUCUGAGUUUGAAGGUGGGCAGCUGAAAGAGAUAGCAACACAUCCUGCACAAGAUCACGUGUUGGCUGUAUCCAAAUAUGAGCUGCUACCUAUGAUUAGACCACUACUUACCUUUAGAAUGUGCAGAGCUGUCGGAGGGAAACUUAUUACAAGACCAGAUUCAGAUACAGAUCUUGACCAACGUCGAAUGGGAUCUGAUUCAGCUACUGCUGCCAAUAAAACCAUUACGAAUAAAGUGCAGCCACUCCCUGGAAUUAAACAGGUUAAACAUGAUUUAAAUGUUGGCAAGGAAAUGACAGUAAGUCCACCCAUGAAACAAGAAGGAAACACUAGUAAGCUGGCGGCUACCUUAAAGCAGUUGGAUCAAUAUAAAAUGAUUCGCCAACAAAGCAAUUUGGAAAAUGGCGGCACAGAGCUUCAAGAUGUAAUAAAACAUAAUUCAACCGCAACAAAUAAGUCACAGCAAGAUGAAAUUGAGAAAGAAAAGCUCAGGAAGGAUAUCAGAAGAAAGCUUUAUUCUUUGAUACGUCGCCUUGGAGGAACAAAGAAAGACGUAAGGGCUGCUUACAGAUCCAUCAUCUAUAAUAUAAAUGGACACCAUGAUACUGAAUACUGCAAAGACCACCACGACCUGUGCAAACAAUGGACUACGGACAACCUUUGUGAAAAGGGAAACGAUAUCAUUGAUGCACAGUCUGUGCAGAGAGUGUGUCCGCGAUCUUGCCAAGUCUGUUUCUAAUAGCUGUUGUCUCAGGAUGAUUCCAAUGAGCGAGCAUGAAUGGGAUCAGUAGCUUGCAGUUUAUUAAGAAUGGAAAUGAUUAGUUAUCAACAGUUUGAUAGAUAAGUUAAGGGACAUAUAAUUAAAGAUUGAUGCCAUAAUUGUAAAUUAGCUUCGAUAUUUAGGAAGGUCAAUCAUUUUAAGCGUUCCUUACUUCGUAACAUGAAGACAUCUACUUUGAAUCAAAUUUAAGGAUAAUACUAAACGUGAGCAAUAUCAAUCGAACUUUCUCAGUCAUCAGUCGUUUAAUAUGAGUUAUGGCGGUUGAAGUAAUUUCAAUUCUUUUCAAAUGAAAACAUUGGAGAGAGUCAUACUGUAUCCACUGUAUGAAUUUAAUUUCCUAGUAACGCUACGGAAUAUCGUUGUGAAAAUAACGUUCACAUCCACCCUUUAUCAAAGAAAGAAUUAUGUCCAAUGCAGAGGUUAUAUUCCGAAGAAAGGGAAAACAUAGUUCAGAUAGCUCAAGCUACUAACUCAUAAGCGCAGUCAUCUUUUUUCAAAUUUUUAUUUGUGGUCUUUUUUUUUUAUUCCUUUUAUCUUUUUCCGUGCCCUGUAUUUUAGUCUAAUUUUAGUCCUUAUUACAACUAAUCUGUCGUUUGGAAGUAUUGAUGGCCAUUGAAUAAUUUUACCUACCAAGUACUUAUAGCACCAAUAAAUGG